AUGGACAGUUACCAAGCCGAAUAUGACAAGGACAACCUUUUGUCUGAUACGUUUUGGAGGACACCACAACGUGCAAUCCCGGGAAGACCCCUUCAGACGGUUGAAAAGAGUGAGGUUAUGUCGGGGUCAUCGUAUCAGCAAUUCCAGGCAUCGGUGAACGAUGCUUGGGAUCUUGGUGACGACGACAUUAUAUCAGGAAUCGCGGAGGCGAAGAUAUCAAAGGCCAUAUCGGAAACUGCAGCUUUAAACGUUAUAAAUUCGCAUAGGAAUAGUACUAAGAACGUAAACAAAAGUGACGUCAAAGAUGAGACUGAAACCGUAAAGCCUAAAGACGAGGCGUUGGCUGUGCGUAGAAAUGAAGUGAAAAGGACUGGAAGUGGGGUUGGUGGUAGCACUGGGCCUAUGAGGCAUUAUCCUGGCAGGCCACGACCCGUUAGACUGUCAGCAUUGGCGUCGCGUGAAGAAAGUAGCGAAUCAAAAUUGGAGAGGUUCCAGCAAUUGCUCGAGAAUCCAGUGUUGGACUUAGAUGAACUUAAACAGCUUAGCUGGUCUGGUAUUCCAACAAAAGCGAGAGCGGUUACGUGGCGCCUCCUCGCCGGCUACCUGCCAGCGAACGCUGAGCGACGCGCCGAGACGCUUGAGCGGAAGCGGGCCGACUACCGCCAUCUGGUGAGGCAGUACUACGACGCUGAACGGGAGGAGGACACGUACAGACAGAUCCACAUCGACAUACCUCGCAUGAGCCCCCUCGUGGCGCUCUUCCAGCAGACCACGGUGCAGGUGAUGUUCGAGCGUAUACUCUACAUAUGGGCGAUACGCCACCCCGCCUCAGGCUACGUCCAGGGCAUAAACGACCUGGUGACGCCGUUCUUCAUGGUCUUCCUGCAAGAGGCCGCGCCGGGCAGGGAGCUGGACAACUUCCCUCUGGACCAGCUGGCCGAGGAGCGGCGGCACGUGAUAGAGGCCGACUCCUUCUGGUGCCUGUCGAAAUUCCUGGACAGCAUACAGGACAACUACAUAUUCGCGCAGCUCGGCAUACAGUAUAAGGUGAACCAGCUCAAGGAGCUGAUACGGCGCAUCGACCGGCCGCUGCACGAGCACCUGCAGAGCCACGGCGUGGACUACCUCCAGUUCUCCUUCCGCUGGAUGAACAACCUGCUGACCCGCGAGAUCCCCCUGCCGUGCACCAUACGCUUGUGGGACACCUACCUCGCGGAGUCGGACGGGUUCGCCACCUUCCAGCUGUACGUGUGCGCGGCGUUCCUGCUGCACUGGCGCGAGCGGCUCAUGCUGGAGCGCGACUUCCAGGGCCUGAUGAUCCUGCUGCAGAACGUGCCGACUCAGAACUGGAGCGACUCGAGCAUCAGCCUUCUCGUGGCCGAAGCUUACCGCCUGAAGUUCGCCUUCGCGGACGCGCCCAACCACCUAAACGCGGGAAAAUCUGACAGA
Iphiclides podalirius (scarce swallowtail) is the source of this 1449-nucleotide messenger RNA. The record is from the annotation of a GenBank genome assembly. NCBI's taxonomy places the organism in Eukaryota, Metazoa, Arthropoda, Insecta, Lepidoptera, Papilionidae.